AUGAUCGACGAGAUGCUGUCGCUGCUCGCGCGCGUCGAGGGGAGUAAGGUGACGCUGGCGGCGUCCGCGGCGCAUCUGUUCGCGUCCGCGCGGGGGCCGCGCGACGCGAUCGUGAACCGCGUGCACGACGGCGGCGGCGGCGGCACGGCGGGCGGCGUCGAGCGCGCGACGACGACGACGACGACGCCCGAACCCUUCAACCUCGAGAUGGACGACGACGACGCGGAGGACGCCGUGCCUCCUCCUCCUGCCGCCCCUAAACCGCACGUGUCGUUCACGCUGUGGGGCCCGUCCACGGCGCACAUCGACGCGUGGGCGAAGCGGACGCUGGAGCGCGACCGGAUGUACGUGGACGUGAAGCGCUGCGACGCGAAGGAGGCGUUCGUCUUGGGCGCGUACGGCUGGCUCCGGCCGGCGUACGCGCGGUUCGCGUGA
Messenger RNA from Micromonas pusilla CCMP1545, 435 nucleotides. RefSeq lists its product as uncharacterized. Bases 1 to 435 code for a protein of 144 amino acids. The record is from RefSeq and is a predicted model, not a curated record. The transcript has a single exon. NCBI's taxonomy places the organism in Eukaryota, Viridiplantae, Chlorophyta, Mamiellophyceae, Mamiellales, Mamiellaceae.